This is a messenger RNA of Echinops telfairi (small Madagascar hedgehog), 4826 nucleotides long. RefSeq names its product FERM and PDZ domain containing 1 (gene FRMPD1). Gene Ontology annotation, cellular component: cytoskeleton. The transcript has 16 exons. The record is from RefSeq and is a predicted model, not a curated record. Bases 47 to 4735 code for a protein of 1562 amino acids. Lineage: Eukaryota; Metazoa; Chordata; Mammalia; Afrosoricida; Tenrecidae. Gene Ontology annotation, molecular function: protein binding.
GUUCGCGUGGUCUCCACCUCUCGGUCCUUGUGAGCAGCACAGAUAAAUGGAAGAGCUGGAGAGCAGUUUACUCCAGACACGGAAAGCACACCGAAUCGAACAGAUGGUGGCCAGAUGGCUUCGGCGCUCCCGGGACAGCUCCGCCCGGGCUAAAGUCGCUGCAGCGGAUGUGUCCUCCGGGAACCCAACCCAGACCCUCCCCGCCGUGAGGCACACCGUAAAGGUAGACAAAGACAUGGUCCUCCAGGACUACGGAUUCCACGUCUCCGAGAGCCUUCCUCUCACGGUGGUGGCCGUCACGGCAGGAGGCUCUGCUCACGGUAAGCUGUUCCCCGGGGACCAGAUUCUCCAAAUGAACAACGAGCCCGCUGAAGACCUCUCUUGUGAACGAGCAAUUGCUAUUCUGAGGGAAGCUGAAGAUUCUGUUUUGAUCACAGUUGUUCGCUGCACAUCGGGACUUCCCAAGUCGUCCUUUCUGACGGAGGAAAAGAGAGCCAGGCUGAAGACGAACCCUGUGAAGGUGCACUUUGCCGAGGAAGUCCUCAGCGUCAGCGGCCACAGCCAGGGCAAUUCUCUGCUGUGCAUGCCCAACGUACUCAAGCUGUACUUGGAGAAUGGACAGACCAAAGCGUUCAAGUUUGAGGCAAACACAACUGUCAAGGACAUCCUCCUCACGGUGAAGGAGAAGCUGUCCAUCCGAAGCAUCGAUUACUUUGCUCUGGUGCUGGAGGAGCAGUACAGCAUCUCCCGGCUGCACCUGCUGCAUGAGGAGGAGCUCGUCCAGCAGGUGGUGGAAAGGGAAGAGUCACAUGACUGCCGCUGCCUCUUCAGGGUAUGUUUCGUUCCCAAGGACCCUCUGGACCUCCUGAAGGAAGACCCUGUGGCCUUUGAAUACCUCUACCUGCAGAGCUGCAGCGAUGUGCUCCAGGAGCGCUUCGCCAUGGAGAUGAAAUGCAGCUCCGCGCUCCGACUGGCGGCCCUGCACAUCCAGGAGCGGAUCUAUGCGUGUGCCCAGCCCCAGAAGAUCUCUUUGAAGUACAUCGAGAAAGACUGGGGCAUAGAGAACUUCAUAUCGCCAACUUUACUCCGAAACAUGAACGGGAAAGACAUCAAGAAAGCCAUCAGCUUCCACAUGAAGAGGAACCAGCAUUUGCUAGAACCCCGACAGAAGCAACUUAUUUCUGCUGCCCAGCUACGCUUAAAUUACCUACAAAUCCUUGGAGAGCUCAAGACGUACGGUGGGAAGGUCUUUAAUGCGACUCUAAUGUUACAGGACAGAGAAUCCUACAUUGCCCUACUAGUUGGAGCCAAGUAUGGGAUUAGCCAAAUUAUCAAUAGUAAGCUCAAUAUCAUGUCCACGUUGGCCGAGUUUUCGAACAUCAGCCGCAUAGAACUCACGGAGGAGUCUGAGAAAGUGAGCAUGGUCAAGGUGUACCUUCAGGACAUCAAGGUUCUGACGUUGUUGCUGGAAUCUAACAGUGCAAAAGACCUCGCCUGCCUGAUAGCUGGGUACUACAGGCUGUUUGUGGACUCAGGGGCCUCCGUUUUCCUGUGGCCUGGAACCCGGCAGCAAGGGCACCGCGUGUCUGCUGAAGAAGGCUACGAGUCCAGGGCCUGCAGUGACUCAGAGGAGUCCUCUGAAAUGGACUGUGUCCUGGAGCCUCUGUCGGACAGGCGCCCGGGAAAGCCGGCCUCCUGCAGGUCUGUCGUGAACGAGGAGGAGCCUCCUGGGGACUGUGCCACACCUGAGGUGGCCAGGAGCGGCCCCAGCACGUGUGCGGCCAGCAGCGUGACGGACAGUGUGGAGUCAGAGGCAUCCGACUCAGCCAACACCGAGAGCCGGGGCUGCAGGAGCUCGAGCGAGUCCAUGGACGCUCUGGAGGAGGACGACCUGGACGCCUGUUCCUCCAGUAGGUCCGGCUUCUUCCACUUCAGCUCCUCCGACUUCCCAGAGAGGCUAGAUCCCGACAGCCCAGAGGAAAGAAACAGGAUCGAAACCAGCGGCUUCCUGUGUCUCCUGGACCUGGCCCAGACAGCCAGUCCUCAGGCCCCCAAGGCCGACUUUGCCCGCAGCCCUGUGCCUGAGCUCUUCUGCUGGGGCCCCGAGCUGGGUGCUGUCAGUGUCAGGCUGGACCCCCGGCUGUACGAGGGCAGCCGGACCGACUACUACAGCCUCUGCUCCAGCGUCUCCCCGGCCAGCCUCCGGAGCGACAGCUCCGAGAGCUCGGCGUCCCGCCACGGGGGUCCCCCGCCAAGCUGGGGACAGCCAGGCUGGACUGAGACCCAGCCUGGCUCCACGCUGGACACCCUGGGCCCACACCCGGCCCUGGCCUAUGCGGACGGCAGCUCUGAUGAGGAAUACUAUGACGCUGCCGACAAACUCACGCCCCCUGACAUCCUCGCAGGGCCCAGAGCUAUUUCUGCUGUGGAAAUGAGCACUGGCAACCCUAAAGGCAGCCCGGACCUCCGGCCAGACAGCCCAGAGCAGAGCAGGAGGGGAGGGACAAAGAAGUAUGCCAAGACGCUGCGGAAGAGAAGGUCCUUCCUACAGACCGACUACACCUCCCAGGUCUCCUUCCCAAUGGUGCCUGCCAUCUCCCUGGAGAGCGUGGGUGACGUCUGCUACUAUGACCGGGAGCCCUACCUGACUCUCAGUAUCCCCUCCCCAACUGUGUCCUCCCUGCAGGACAUGCAGGGUGAGCCAGGCCUCCUGGAGACCAAGGCCCUGGGGCUGCUGGCCCCGCUGAGGGAGGCCACGAGCCAGAGCCCUGCCUCCGGGGUCAUGGAGAUGGAGCCCGAGACCAUGGAAACGAAGUCGGUCGUGGACUCUCGGGUGACCUCCAUCUCUGCCAUUCGCCUCCGGAUCGACCCCACCCGGAGAGAAAAUGCUGGGCUUGCCCCUCCCACUGCUCCUGUCGCUAAUUCCCCAGCGGGUGUCCCUCCGGGUCCCAACCCAGGUUCAUCUGACCCGGGUACUGCCCAGGUGGGGUCUUCUCAAACCUUCUCUUCAUUCCCAGGCUGGAACGACCGUGCCCCCAAAGACGUGCUCAUGGAACUUGGGGACAGCACUGGCCCCUCCAGUGGGGAUCCCCCGCCAGACAGGGAUGCCCAGUUCCUCAGCUCAGGGCCACCUGCUGCCGCUCUGGGGGACACCCUGGAGCUGGGGGUAGCCCAGGCGGACACAGGGUUGGGAUCUUUGUUUACAAACCACAUGCAGGAGGCCACCCCUGAACACCCAGAGGCUGCGCUGUGUCCUGGAGACCAGCUGCAAAGUGGGGAGUGUGGUCUGGACUCGGGAGAGGGGGAGCAGCGGCGAGGGCAACCAUCUGGGCAGAGGGACCGAAAGGCUACCAACAACAGUGGCACCCGUGUAUGCCCGGAGGAUUCUGGGAAGGAGUCUGGUGGCCCUGGUGCGUUUGAUGCUGUCCUGCAGGUUCUCAGGGUUACAGCCCCCGCUGGCGACCCAGGAGGCUUCCUCUCCUUGGAGGCUCUGGUCACAGAGACUGAACAAAGCCCAGCACGCCCCGCCCGAGAGCCUCCAGGACAAAGCAGAGAAAUGUCAGGUCAAACCUGUCAGACCCAAGAACAAAAAUUACGGGCAGAGUUGGCUUUAGAUGCUGAUCUCGUGCUUGAAGACCAGGCUGCUCCAUCAGCCUUCCCUCCAAAGGGGGUCAAGGCCGAGCUGCUCGACCAGGCUCUAGGAGAGGCUACCACCCCUGCAGACACUCCUCUGCUGCAGGGGGCUGUGAAUCCAGAGCCUUCCCUACCAGAUCCAUUGCCAGGCCCCCCAGAGAAGCCCUGUCCAGAGGGCUCCCACCACUGCUCACUGUUGGAGAACAAAGGCCAAAGCCCGAGCAUCUGCCUUCCGGCCGAGAGGGCGUUCCUCUGCUUUGUGCCGGGAAGCCACCCCGAGGUCCCGGUCAGUCCUGGGGUGGCCGUGUCUCUGGGCUUUGCAGGCAUGGACGAGGCCGUGGUUCCCAGGAUUGGGAUGGAACAGUGCAGCUGCCAGCUCUCCUAUACCACGUGUUUCAGUGGCCUGCAGCCCGAGAGGGAAGAUGAGGACAGGGACACGGAAGCUCGCCCCUCGGCACCCCUCACCUCCCCGCCCUCUGCGGGAAACCAGCUGACCCUACCUUGGAGGCCCACCCGGGCCCACAGCUGCAGCACCGAACCCCGGUGGAGGAAGAGCCACCUGUGGCCCGAGUACUGCUCCAGGGCCCUGAGGCAGCUGAAAGCUGCCCCCCGGAGCACCCCUGAGGGCUUCCUCCAACUCACGGAGAGCCUGCUGGAGCUGCAGGACAUUCUAGAAGCUUCCUGGGGGGAUGGGAACAAGCACCCCCCAGAGAAGUGCACCUGGCACUUUUCCGAAAGCCGGAGCCGCCUCUGCAUGGGCUCCCAGAAGCUGCUGUCCAGCUGCCAGAGCGUGAUCAGACUGGACCAGUCCCCCGAGGAGAUGCAGGGCGCCUUGCGUGCCACCUUCCAGCACCUGGUGCAGCUGGCCGGCCUGUGCUUCCAGCUCACGGACUGCAGCCGCUGCUCCGUGCGGCACAGGGAGGCAGCUGGCAACCUGAGGGACGUGGUCGACACCUACUGCCAGUUUGUGGAGGCCGCGAAGCUGACCUGUGAGAGGGGCUACCAGGACCUGAGUGUAAAACUCUUGGCCCGUCAGUGCACGGCCCUAACAGCGUCCGUGUUCUGUUUAACCCACAAAUUCCGGGCAUCCACUGCCCUCUGAGCAGGCCAACUGCCUGGGGCCUCCCACCCCCAACCCUGGACUCUCCCCGAGAAGCCCCCUCCGCCCCCUCCUCCCCACUUCAAGUGUUUAC